UGUGAGUGGUGUGCGAUUUGUGAUUGUGCUGUCCUUUCUGAAUUUUCUAGUAUAAGUUGGAAUCCUAAAGAUCCAAAAAGUGCAAAAAUGAGUUCCUUCUUAAUGAAUCCCGGUGGGUACCAUCAGCAGCAUCAGCAGUCGGUGGCUCAUCUGGGUCCAACUUCGGUAGUCGUGGAUCCAAAGUUCCCACCGAGUGAGGAGUAUAGUCAGAAUAAUUACAUUCAGUCUACUGGGCCUGAUUUCUUUGGGGGAGGACACCACCUGAAUCAUCAGUCUCAUCAGCUGCAGUAUGGUUAUCAGCACCAUCAUCAGGCGGCAUCGACGCCUUAUGGUACUUCAUCAGCGGUGCAGCUGAAUGGAGGAUAUGCGGGUUACGGUGGAUAUUAUGCUCCACAUCAUCCCCAUCACCAGGUGCAUGCUGUUCAUCAUGCGAGUUUACAUCCCCAUCAUCAUGCCGUCGGGGCUCUUGCGAUGCCUCCGGAGGCUCAACAACCACCCCUGACAUGUCCGCCGAGUAUGCAGAGUCAGCAACCCCAUCAACAACCCCCUGUUGCGGCAUCAACAGUUUUAGGAACCACGCCAUUGUCUCCGUCCAUUAUGCCUAAUCAUGUUAGGCAGCCAGAGAAUAUUCAACAGCAUCAGCAGGCGCAACAGCAACAUGAAGGAAAUGUUUGUAGUCCGGCGGGGUCUGGGUCGCUGCAAAGGGAUAACUCGCCUGAUUUGCCACAGCAACAACAACAGAAUCAACAUCAGCAUAUGCAGGGAAGUCAGCAACAUCAGAAUCAACAUCAUACGGAUGAGGGUUCUGAUCAGGAAGACGUGGAUGAUGAUCAGAUCAUGGAUGGGUCGCCGGGGAUGAUGGAGGAUGAGGAUGAUGAUGAAGAGAGUGGAGAUCGUGUUAUCUAUCCUUGGAUGAAAAAAAUUCAUGUAGCUGGAGUUGCUAAUGGCUCCUACACACCCGGCAUGGAACCUAAACGCCAGAGGACAGCUUACACAAGGCACCAGAUCCUCGAACUAGAAAAAGAGUUUCAUUACAAUCGAUACCUGACAAGGCGGCGGCGGAUCGAAAUCGCUCACACCUUGGUCCUUUCUGAACGUCAAAUUAAGAUUUGGUUCCAGAAUCGGCGGAUGAAGUGGAAGAAGGACAAUAAGCUCCCCAACACAAAGAAUGUUCGUAGAAAAAACGCCAACGGUCAGUCCCAACCAGCCAAAUCCACCAAGACAUCAAAUGCACGAGCCAAAUCCGGAAGCGGGAACAACAACAGUCAACGGAAAAACAACAACAAUUCUCCUUCCAGUGGUAUGGAGAGUAGUCUCGAUGGUAGCAUUGGUCUCGAUAUGGCGGAUGUUCAUGGCGUCAAUUCUGGACUUCCGCAUCCUCAUGCUUCGCACCCUGGUUUUCAAGGUCAUCCUCAUCCGUUGGCCCACCUUCAGGCACAGCUGAGUCAUCAUCACAUAGGGGGGAUGAUGGACGGUUCUGGAGGUCCGAUGGGACAUAUGGGUUCUGGAAGCAUAAGUCCCUUGGCUCCAGCCACGAGUCCUCCUGGACUUUCAGUUCCAGUACCACCAACCAUAAAAUCUGAUUAUGGACUCACGGCUCUGUAA
Messenger RNA from Belonocnema kinseyi, 1605 nucleotides. RefSeq names its product homeotic protein deformed (gene Dfd). The record is from RefSeq and is a predicted model, not a curated record. The coding region runs from base 88 to 1605 and encodes 505 amino acids. Gene Ontology annotation, molecular function: RNA polymerase II cis-regulatory region sequence-specific DNA binding; DNA-binding transcription factor activity, RNA polymerase II-specific. The transcript is spliced from 2 exons. Gene Ontology annotation, biological process: regulation of transcription by RNA polymerase II; anterior/posterior pattern specification. Gene Ontology annotation, cellular component: nucleus. Lineage: Eukaryota; Metazoa; Arthropoda; Insecta; Hymenoptera; Cynipidae.